CCCCGUUCUUGUUCCUGCUCAUACCUGGGUCGGAACUUCUUCAUGACAUCAACAGCAGGGCUUUUGCAAUACAAGACAAGGGCGACUUCUAGAGACGGUCUUUAGGAGCCCUUUAAUCGACAAAGGAACAUUUGCGCGCCAAAAGAAGCCCACGACCAAUCACCGCCUGCGCGUCGCAUCUCAUCCUAGCGCAUGCUCACACCCAAUACCUUUCAAGAGACUCGAUCCUGUGCCAAAACACCACCAGGCGACCAAGCGACCGACCGAUUGACCUACAGAUCGAGGACCGGCUGCACCGACUCUGCUUGUAACAACCAUCUUUCUUUGACCGUCGCUCGACAACAGCCCGUCGCUUGACACACUUUUGUUCAUUCCUCGAUUCCCACGACGACCAAAGGACGCUGGCUACGACACAGUAAUUGAGCUCCGACCACCUGCGCUCCGUCAUUGCGAUGACGUCCGCCGCUCCUCCCCCCAACCAGGCUUUUCAGCCCACGAGCAACUCGACAGCGCCCGCCGCGCCCUCGACUCCGAAUAAGAGAGACUUGAAAUCGUGGUGGAAGGGCUUCAAGCUUCCUUCCAAGCACCAAGAACAUCACGCAGACAACCGGCCCCACGGUAUUUUCGGCGUUCCUCUCCGUCAGAGCAUCACCUACGCCAAUGUCGCGAUAUCUCUCGUCGACGAGAACGGAAAGAGCUAUAUCUAUGGCUACGUACCGAUUGUUGUCGCCAAGUGCGGCGUCUUCUUGAAGGAAAAGGCAACAACGGUGGAGGGUAUUUUCCGUCUUAGUGGCUCCGAGAAGCGAAUCAAGGAGCUGAAACAAAUUUUCGACUCACCCGAUCGCUACGGAAAGGGCCUGGUCUGGGACAACUACACGGUUCACGAUGCUGCCAACGUGCUCCGACGAUACCUCAACGACCUUCCCGAGCCUGUUGUGCCGUUAGAUCUGUAUGAAAAAUUCAGGGAACCGUUGCGAGGCGCCACAAGGCAAGCUGUGGGCGAUGCCGAAGGCCCGCAGUUUGUCGAAAAUUUUGACGAUCAAGCGGCCAUCGUCAAGUACCAGAAGCUUAUCACGGAGCUUCCGCCGUUGAACCGUCAGCUCCUGCUGUACAUCCUGGAUUUGCUUGCUGUCUUUGCCGCCAAGUCGGAAGAAAACAGGAUGAAUUCGCAGAAUCUAGCAGCCAUUUUCCAGCCCGGGAUGCUGUCGCAUCCGCAGCACGCCAUGGCGCCUGAAGAGUAUCGCUUAAACCAAUGCGUGCUCAUUUUCCUCAUCGAAAAUCAGGACCAUUUCCUGAUUGGCAUGCAGGGCACGGCCACUGACGAGAAGACAAAGCAGCUGAUCGAAAAAGGCACGCCCCCCGCAGCGAGUGGGCCAGUGACUCCCAACCCUAACAGGAAGUCGGGUCUGGGUCGGUCUGCGUCCAAUGCCAGUGCCGGCGCUGACAGUGUAAGAAGAGACGGGAUGCUGAGGAGAAACCGAUCGACAUCUUCGAGGCACUCGCACCACGAAGGUUCUACGACCCCGAACAGCCCAGCCCUCGCACCGACUCCGAACAGCGGCCUCGGCAGAAGCAACACAGUCCCGUCCAAGAAGUCCCCUGCUCUUCAGACGGGAAGGUUCAGACGUGAUGCUUCACCCAUCCUAGGCUCGUCGACCCGUGAGCCCAUGAUCCCGACAACGACGGAAGAACUAGUUGAAGCACCUGAUCAGUCCCCUGCUGCUUCAAGUAUCUCGCCCGUACCGGCUGCGAUAGGCACGUCCAGCCUGGCACCCACUGCUGCUGGCAACGCAGGUAGAAGCCAGGAGAGGUUGCUUGACCCGAACGAGGCCACGACACCCAUCAAGGAAAGAGUGCUGCCGAGCAUAUUCCAAAGAUCUCCCACGGGAGAGGGCGAGAAGCGACAACCGAACAAACUGAAGAAGAAGCGGAUUCCCGGGAGCUUGAACCCGAGCGCGCAAAGCUCGGCCGCAUCCUUGUCCGGUACGCACUCAGCCGCUGUGUCCCCUAGUUUUGAGGCCCCCAACCCUAUGGAUUUGGUGGCCGAUACAAUCCCAGAGCACGAUUCCCUUGCAAUUGGCCAGCAAUAUAGUGCGGUUGAUACACCCUCGGAACCCACCCCGCGCGCAUCACAGGUCCCCUCCAGCAACACCUUACACCCCGAGCAGACGCUCAAGGCGAAGAAGUCGCCGCCAACAUCACUCCACUCAUCAUUUAACGAAGGUUCUGAUGUUGAUCAGACUGAAGAGUCCAUUGUGACGACUUCGGCAGACGCCAGCGAGCCGGAUAAGGAAAAAAAGAGAAGAUGGCGACUUUCACGACAGAGAGGCCACGAACAUCACCCCUCAAUUACCUCUCCGCGUCUGGCCUUCGGAUCCAACGAUAACGCCGACGUUAGCGUGACGUCAAUUGGCAGUGGUGGAUACAGGCCCCGGAAGAGCUUCACCGGCGAGAGCUCAGAGACUGGCAUGUACGCUGCCGAGGCACAAACCAGCCAUGAAUCGCGUGACAAGGACGGCAAGGACGAAUCCAAGGGCCCCAUCGGUUGGAUUAGGAACAAAUACCGUGAAGCUAAGGAGAGCGCCGAACGAAGGAAUAAAUCGCCCCCAGCGGACCGUCAAUCAUCUUUGGGAGGCUCCAGCAUUAUGUCAGGAAGGGGAAAGAGUCUGGAUAUUCGCAGGGAACCCGAGGAGAGGACCCAGAACCCACCUGUGCCACCGUUGCCGCAGCAAGCGGCCCCGACCCAGACAGCGUCCGCUCAGCCACCAGCAACGCAAACCGCACCUUCUCAACCUCCGCCGCCCCAGCCGACAUCGGCACCGGCGCAGCAGGCAUCAUCUCCGCCGGUAACGAAUCCUGUAGCGCCGCCCGCUUCUCAAGCAGCAAGCCCGCCAGCACCAGCUCAACCGGCCCAACCGGCAAAGUCCCAGUUGGCAGCGGCCUCCCAACCGGAAAUAGCACCGCCGACACAACCGGCACCUGAAGCAGCGCGAUAACUACGACAAGAGUCCGAAUUCGAAAUAUCACCAUUCUAGGUGUUUGUUAUUGGGAGCACGUUUUCUUAUGGGAUCACUUUUCACUCGUUGGACAUGAUGCAUCCUCAAUAGUUUUGAGGCCAGCGGCAGAGGGAAAAAAGGGGGGAAGGUGGGGGGGCUAGCCUAGACGAGGCUGACCCAAAGUUCCAAGAAUCCACGUUUGAACAUUCGAAGAAAAGAAAAAGGAGGCAUGUGCGUGCUUGUUGUUGUGAAUCAUCAUAAAUGUACGGAGUUGUUCGAUUCUCUGGCUUGGUGUAAAGCGAAGCAUUGUCUACGGGCUCGCUCGCUAUGAAGGGUAUCCUAUCAAGUUGGCGUUUUUUUUUUGUUUUUUUGUCAUGAGUGUAGUAGUCCCGGCCACUCCUAUCCCCCCUAACGUUUCCUGGGAUUUGGAAUCGUGUGUCUAUGGCCUAGGAUAGGGUAGGGAAAAAAGAAUAAUUUUCAUGUUUGGAA
Molecule: messenger RNA, 3485 nt
Organism: Colletotrichum phormii
Lineage: Eukaryota; Fungi; Ascomycota; Sordariomycetes; Glomerellales; Glomerellaceae
Product: RhoGAP domain-containing protein
Exons: 3
Coding region: 453-2996 (847 amino acids)
Biological process (GO): activation of GTPase activity; regulation of fungal-type cell wall organization; signal transduction
Cellular component (GO): cell cortex
Molecular function (GO): GTPase activator activity
Source: RefSeq, a predicted model, not a curated record